ACACGGAAUAAUUCUAUGUCUGAUAUCUUUGAAUUAUACGAUAAAAAGAUGAAAUUAAUAAUUAUGUAGAUCUGCUGUCAUGUUUUCGAUUUUGUAAAUUAAUACAAUUAUUCAUUGCUUUGAGCUUAUAUAUAUUUAAAAAAAAAUGUUUAAUCAUUUUGGAAGAAACAAUAUAUUGUGUUUAUGUAAACGUUCUUAUGUCAGAUUAGUAGAAGUAGGUCGGAUAAAUCCAGUAAAGCAUAUUGAAAAAUAUGAAACGGGCCAGUUGUUUUUUCACCGGAUAUUUGGAUACAGAGGGGUGAUAUUGUUUCCGUGGUUAGCCAGAGUAUACGACCGUGAUGUUGUCAUCAAAGCAGAAAAUGCCGCAGGAAAAGAUGUUAAAGGAAAGACACAUACGUAUUAUCAAACUUUAAUAGAUGAAAGAGAUUGUCCAUUUAUUAGGGCACAAACAGAAGCUGUUACUUUUCUUGGAAAUCAAGAUACCAGUCGCAGUUUGUAUGCAAUACCUGGUCUAGAUUAUGUAGCUCAAGAAGAUAUACUACCAUACACAGCAACUGAAAAACAACCGUUACAACAUGAACUUUUUGAUAAAUUUCUCAUGUAUUAUCCCAAUAAAGAUCCACCAUUUGGAGCACAAGAAACAUUACGAUCGUGGCAAAAAAAAAAUCAUCCUUGGCUAGAGUUGUCAGAUGUUCAUAAAGAAACUACAGAAAAUGUUAGGGUCACAGUAAUACCAUUCUACAUGGGUUAUAGGGAGUCUCAAACUAAUUCUGUGUAUUGGUGGAGAUAUUGUAUACGAUUAGAAAAUUUAGGUGAACAAAGUGUUCAACUGAGAGAAAGGCAUUGGAGAAUAUUUAGUUUAUCUGGAACAUUAGAGACUGUUCGUGGAAGAGGAGUUGUGGGCCAAGAACCUGUACUUUCGAAAAAAUCACCUGCAUUUCAAUACAGUAGUCAUGUGAGCUUACAAGCUCCUAGUGGACACAUGUGGGCACUGAACGUGAGUACCAAAAUUUAAGAUGCGUUCGAAAAGGAUGGCAAACAUUCCAGUCUAUCUGUGUCAAGACAAUAAAUUUUUGAAUGAAUGUGUUCAAAUAGAUGAGUCAUUACUACAAGGAAAGAGGAAAUAUAAUAGAAGCAGGAUUCUACUGAGUGAUCAUAAAGGUGUAAAUUUAAUGGAGAACAAUAGUUCAAACUCAUAUUCUGAUCCUGAAUAUAUUCCUCAUAACAACAGGAAUAGAAAUUAUGGCAAACGAGUAUAAGUACCUUGGGUUUUUGGAAUGUGUUGGCAGCAUAAUGGUAUAAUGUGUUAUAAUGUGUUUUUAUACUAUUAAAAAAAUAUAUAUUUUUAAUUUGUAUGUAGAUCACUCCUCCUGAAUUUGCAGAUAACUCUACCGUAAUAGAUCACCUGCUAUAUGAAUGCCUACAAUUCUUCCACCAUAAUUUUUAUAUAAGUAAAAGCUAUUAUUAUUACAAACACUUAAUAAUUAAAACUGUAAUAGGAGCAUAGGGUAGCAUAGUGUUUAGCUGCAGUCACUAAAUAGUGCUGUGAUUCAAUAUCGCCCAAUGUUGCUAGCUCUCGGAUGGGUAACCACCUGAGUUCUUAGCAACAAGACUAUGUCAUAUAUACGGAAAUAUGUGUUCUAAAAACAGUACCUUACCUUACACUAAAAAACAUUAAAGAAUCCUACAGCAAAUGGCCUAAGUUAUCAAAACUUGACUAAGAAAAAAAAUGUACCAUAGAAACAAUGGUAUCAUUUAUGAGUGAGAUGGUAGAAAUAGUUUCCAACCAAUGUUUACUUUUUUGCUAAUGCUGUUGUUUUAUAUUCUCGAUUAUAAAUAUAUUCUGUUUAAAUAACUUUUUUAAUUUCAAACUUGUAUUAGUUUUUAAUUCCAAAAUAUUAUUAACUGGUACACUUAAUACUUAUACAUAUUAAGAAUAAUAAUAAAAAAAGUAUACUAUUUAUAAAGACAAACCUGUUAAACUAUGUCUGUGAUUUGUUGAUCAUAAAUAAAAUUAAAUAAUAACUCAUGAUAAGAGUACUUAAAAUCAUCAUAAUACCUCAUAAAUUAUAAUAAAAAUUACAUAUUUGUAAAAAAUAAGAUUCAAAUUCAGAAUUUUUAUUUUUUUAGCCCCCUCCCCCCUCACAAAUACAACAUUUUAAACAAAACUUUUUAUCCCUAUGCAAUAACAAUGCUUUUGAAUAGACAAUGGAAUAAUAUAUACAUAAAGAAUUUAUGUCUUACUAACCAUACUGUAGUUAUUACUGUAUACAAUAUGCCAACAUACCCUAUGUAUUGCUGUACUUAAACAAAAAAUGUAA
This is a messenger RNA of Rhopalosiphum padi (bird cherry-oat aphid), 2321 nucleotides long. It is a transcript of the gene POLDIP2, whose product is annotated as polymerase delta-interacting protein 2. Bases 146 to 1015 code for a protein of 289 amino acids. Gene Ontology annotation, cellular component: nucleus; mitochondrial nucleoid. Lineage: Eukaryota; Metazoa; Arthropoda; Insecta; Hemiptera; Aphididae. Gene Ontology annotation, biological process: error-free translesion synthesis. Gene Ontology annotation, molecular function: DNA binding. The record is from RefSeq and is a predicted model, not a curated record. The transcript has 7 exons.